AAACUGAUCCGAGCCCCAUGUCUGAUCCUGUGUCAUUCAGUAAAGAAUUGCACACAAGCCUCGUAACGGCCGACCAGGAAUUACAUUUAACAUAUAUGUGUACUGAUCAUGAUAUGUGACGCUACAUAGUAACGCACAGAGACCAGUGCCAGUGAUGGACCAACUGGGAACAUAUACGCGCAUUGCAAUUUGCGCAGCACUAUAAGUAUAACUACGUUCAAAAUGUUUUGGAGUCAUGGCUUCGCCUGUUUCCACAAAGUUAACCGCGUGUGUUUGACUUUCAGGCUUGUACACAUAGCUGAAGAUUACAGGAAAGACCGUGAAUCACGGCUUGACACACAUUCUCAACAUAUGUAUACUACUACUGAAGCACGGCAGAUGUUGUUGUGCACUUACGUCGUUCUGGCGGGGAACAGUAUCCUGAUAUACGACCAUAUGGUGACCCUACUAGAAGAAAUCGAUUUUAUUUGGCGUCGCCCGAAAGCACUGUCUGCAACGUUAUUUCUGCUCAAUCGCUAUGUCGCUCUUUUCGGCUUUAUUAGCAGCUCAGUCAUGGAUCUCCUCCUCGUUUCAGAUGAGGGUUGUUCGAAAUAUACGCUUUGCAGACAAUUGUACAUUUUCUUCCAAGGAAUCAUCAUUUGCAUUAUAAUGGCCAUUCGCACUUAUGCUCUCUACGACUGUAGCAAACGCCUGCUUACGUGUAUGACCAUCAUCAUCAUUGCCCUUGCAGGAGUAGCUUGUGCAGUCACCUUUGCACGAAUUUCAGGCGAUGCAGCAAUCUUUCCUGGAGUUGGCUGCUAUGAAACGUAUACAGCAGAGAUAGCUGCCCGAAUUGGGUUGGCAUGGGUGGCCCUAUUUGUCUUCGAUUUACUUAUCUUCGUCCUCACACUGUGCAAAUUUUGCAAAACCAGGGGUUUGCUGCGGUUAUCUCUGGUCACUAGGGGAAACAUUAUUGACAUCAUAUUUCACGACGGUGCGAUGUAUUUUGGAGCGAUGGCACUGAUAAAUAUACCGAACAUCUGGACGUACUACUCUGGUUCAGUUGCUACCAGAGGCAGUCUGUGCAACUUCACUACCUGCAUAUCUGCCACUCUCAUGUCUCGGCUCAUGCUUAACCUGCACAAGACUGCUGACACCGACAUUUUCUCCACUCCCUCCCGGGACGACGACCGCAGCCUUGUCGUCCUUACUACCAGAGUCGGCGUACAGUCCGCUAUUUCCUCUCACCAUUGGUAGCCUGGUAUUGAAUUUUGUGUCUGGAUGCCAAGUCGAGAGAUCAUUGUUGAGAACGAAAAGCUAUUCCCAGACCUUUUUUCGAAGGCAGCGCAGCGUUAUAGGGUGGACGACGCUGCACCCGCGCUGGUGGCUCUGGCUCAUGGGUGCUUAAUUUAUGUCGAAAUAUCAUGUAUUGUAAUUUUUGGGCGC
Suillus clintonianus is the source of this 1425-nucleotide messenger RNA. RefSeq lists its product as uncharacterized. Lineage: Eukaryota; Fungi; Basidiomycota; Agaricomycetes; Boletales; Suillaceae. The transcript is spliced from 13 exons. The coding region runs from base 223 to 1236 and encodes 337 amino acids. The record is from RefSeq and is a predicted model, not a curated record.